CAUGGCCGAUAACACCACCGACGGAAGCCAUCACAUCCAGAACGACAGCGCCGAAGCCAUGCAAAUUAACCCGCAGCGCGCGAAGCAGCUUGUCGAGAACCUGACGGGAAUAUCGAAACGUAUCGAUGCGGUGAACAAGAGCGGCAGAAAUGUUCGCCUUAUAGCCGUAUCUAAAUUGAAACCCGCCACCGACAUUCUUGCCUUGCACCAACCCCAAUCCUCGUCCCCGUCAUCGUCGACGCCCUUCCACACACACUUCGGGGAAAACUACGUGCAGGAGCUCCUCGAGAAGUCACGAAUCCUCCCGCGCUCUAUCCGCUGGCAUUUCAUCGGUGGACUACAGAGCAACAAGUGCAAGCAACUCGCGGAACAAAUACCGAACCUAUGGUGCGUGAGCAGCGUAGACAGCGAGAAGAAGUGUAAUGAGCUCGAGAAGGGGCGUAAAGCGCUUCUGUCGCAACAGCAAAAUGGCAGUGGUGCUGAGAAACUGCGCAUCAUGGUGCAAAUCAACACGUCGGGCGAGGAGAACAAAUCCGGCGUCGAGCCUGAUGACGCUCUUACGCUAUGCAAACACAUUAUCGAGAAGUGUCCUAGUCUGCAGCUCUCUGGGUUCAUGACUAUUGGCGCGAUUGCGCGGAGUAAAGCCACAACGCCGGAGAAUGUGAAUGAGGACUUUGAAAAACUGAGGGAGGUGAGGGGAGCUGCUGCACAAGGGUUGGGAUGGGAGGAGGACAAGCUGGAGUUGAGUAUGGGGAUGAGCGCCGAUUUCGAGGGCGCGAUCGGGCAGGGGAGUGAUGAAGUUAGGGUUGGGAGUGAGAUCUUUGGAGAGAGACCGCCGAAGAAGGACGCAGUGGUGUAGGAUGGAUGAUGUGAUGAACUUAGACGUAUAUUCUUUCUGCAUGCAAGCAACAAGUCCCCGACAUUCAAUGGCAUGAUAUGUGUGCGCUAUAAAUGGAAAUAUGUG
Messenger RNA from Periconia digitata, 964 nucleotides. NCBI's taxonomy places the organism in Eukaryota, Fungi, Ascomycota, Dothideomycetes, Pleosporales, Periconiaceae. The record is from the annotation of a GenBank genome assembly.